UGUGUUACCUCAAAAGAUACUAACUAGUCCUGAUGUUGACACCAUAUAUUUGGAACUAGACUUGACUAGUCCUGAUGUUGACACCAUAUAUUUGGAACUAGACUUGACUAGUCCUGAUGUUGACACCAAAUAUUUGGGACUAGGCUUAACUAGUCCUCAGAAUACUUUAGACUAGACUUGACUAGUCCUCAGAAUAUCAUAGAAAAGACUUGACUAGUCCUCAGAAUACCAUAGACAAGACUUGACUAGUCCUCAGAAUACCUUAGACUAGACUUGACUAGUCCUCAGAAUAUCUUAGACUAGUCCAGUCCCGUCACUAUCUUGCUUUUUAAAAUAAUGACUAGUCGUGACGACCAGAUCCAGUAUUUUGAACUAGUCAGGACGGGUGCUAUGGAUGUUUUGGACUAGACAUGUCGCCAGUCUUCUCUUUUUUUUGCCCGCCUGGGACGUCUUGUUCGUGCAAAUAUUGCAUCAGGAACCUACUUUGAACUACCAGAAUGGAUGAAAAACUAUACUGUUCAUUUUGGAAAUCACUAUCGUCAGGCAUUGCAUAAUUAUGCGACGGGAAAGUUUCAUGAUGUACCUCAUAGUUGGCUUUUAGCUUUCAAGCAUGUACGCAAAGGCGAUAUGACUACUUACAUCAAUUUUGCAUUAGGAAUGACUUCUCAUAUUGUUUGUGAUCUAGGAAUUGCUAUUAGUGAACUGGAUCCAACAGGUACAAAUGCAACAGCUAAAAAAUCGGAUAGUGAAAAAAUUAAUGGUAUUAUUCAGCAUUGUUCAAAAGAAUUAGUGUUGGCAUUAGUCAACUUCUAUGCUCCAAUUAUAGAUUUAACCCAAUGGAUCACACUUUUAAAUUUAGUAUUGGAUGAAGUGAUAGUAAUAAUUCGAGAUAUUGCAUGGAACGAAGCCAUAUUUAUUUGUCAAUGA
Rotaria sp. Silwood2 is the source of this 927-nucleotide messenger RNA. The record is from the annotation of a GenBank genome assembly. NCBI's taxonomy places the organism in Eukaryota, Metazoa, Rotifera, Eurotatoria, Philodinida, Philodinidae.